UCUGCUGAGCGCGCCCAAUGUCGUUCAUGUCUGUAAUUUUGAAGUUUGGAUUAGCAUCAACAAGCGCCUGGAGUAGCCGGCAAGUUGCUCCAAAAGGUAUAAUAAGUAUAUAUCGAUUCACCAGGAUGUCUCAGUUAUUGAACAAUGUACCUGAUGUGGACAUCGAUGGCCAUGGGAGAUUUAAGUAUAUUUUAAUCAACGUGCAGGAUGAUGUCGGAAAAACUAGCAAAAAGAUUGUCAGAGGAUAUGCAAGAGCACAGUGGCAUGCUGAUAUAUUUGACGAAGUAGACGAACAAAUCAAGAAACAUGCUGGUCUACAAGCGAAUUGUGUAGGUGGUGGUAGAAUUGAGCACGACCCCGACGAAAAAACCAUCAAAGUUUAUGGAUAUUCGCAAGGUUUUGGCAAAGCUGAUCAUCAAGUGUCGGUCGAGUUAUUGAAGAAAAAAUAUCCUGCCUACAAUAUCACGUGCUCAGACGAAGUUACUAAUAAAAUGUAUAUGCUUAUUAUAGAGAUGAAACAACUCAACGUUAUUGUGAUAUCAUUUAAGGAUAAGUGAUCGAUAUCCUAUGUCGUAUACUUAACCAUGUUUUCCCGAGCCGCAAAAUCAAUUGUGAAGUCCGUUGGAUCAUACCAAAUCCAUGCUGCUGAAAAGAAUUUCAAGAUUGCUCUAAGUGGUGGCGUUGGAGAAAUCAGUCAAAUUUUAUCUCAAUUAUUAAGAAAUAACGUGAAACUGAAUGCCAUUGCGUUAUACGAUGUGGCAGCUGUCAAUAGCCCUUUGCCGAUUUACAAUUUCUAUGAUGAAAAACCAUUCAAACCUAUUCCAUCGGAAAUGCUAACAAAAAAAAAAUCCUGUUUGGAGGAAAACAAUCAUUCAAAUGCAGUAAUUAACAGCACGAGACAAACAGACAAUAAUAACCAUCAAGGAAAUAAUGGAAAGAAUCAAACAGAGAAACUUGUGGAAGCUCUUUACCGUUUACCAAUAGCUGAAAAAGUUCCAGCAUUUAACAGUCCAUUAAUACCUAUUGAAGAAUUAAUGCCAAAGGCGGGCAACGCGUGCAGCAGGAUGCGUCUUUAUGCUAGAGUCCUGAGUGAGACGGGUUCCAGCAACAUGAAAACCUGGCAAAGAGAUUACGCCACCAUCCCGAUUUGCAAGUGGUUCUCCGACUUGACAUAUCCAUCGUUUCAGGAGUAUGACCUGAAUUUCAUCCCAGAAGCGAAAUUCGCAAAGAAGCAUCGAUCGAUUGAAAAAACAAGAAAAAUCAGACAUUUAUCCUGCAGUGCACUCGUUGCGAAAGAAAAUGAUCAUCAAUUGUUGCCGACGUCUUUGUUCAAUCGUGGUAAAAAGCCAGCAAGAUUGAUGAAGAAAUUUAGAAAUGUUAGUAUACUUCCAAAUAUAGAAGUACGCUGUAAAGGAGCAGAGAAAUCGACCGAUUGGUCGAUACCACACACAGAAGUGCUAUUGAAUAAUAAAUUGAGAUUAUUACAUGAGAUUUACGGUCGCAUUAAAUUUCCUUUGUCUUCGUUAAAUUUCAUAAAUUACAAGCGUGAAAAUAAUGGCGAAGUAAUUUCAGUCAAUUGCGAUAGCGAAACAAUGACGGACGAUACGUUAAAUGUCGUUGAACAGGAAAAUUGGAUUCAACGAACAUGCUCCAAAAUCAAAUCCAUACUCCUAAACCUGCACGCCAAAAUCCGAUUCCAUUCGACAACCGCAUCGGACUCGUAUUGUUUGGAAAAUAUUUUUGUAGUGAAUCAAGUGAUUCCAUUUUCCGAUAUAAUUUCCAACAACAUUCUCUUUGCGUCGAAGGAUUUCGAAGUUGAUAAACCGAAGGCCGGCAUUCGGAGGAAGAUACAGGAAUAUUGUAUGCAGCGGAAAAGAACUCUUAAGAAGAAUAGAGCGAAGAAUGAUAUUUGUAAGAGAAGAGAAAAGUCGUGUGGAAAGAUGGAAGAUAAAUAUCAGAAGAGAGAAAAGAUAUGCGAGAAAAAGAAAACUGAUUGCUCUGGGAGAAUAAAAUGGGCAGGCAAGAGACAAAAUGUAGUUUCUUGCAAAAGAAGAAAGAGUUCUUGCGAUAAAAAAUAUACUCGCGAUUGCCGUAAACCUCGCGAACGAAAGGUGGAGAUUCAAGAAGAUCCAUGUAAACCGAAAAAGGAUGAUAUUCCUAGAACAGAAAAAGAUCUUUGCCGUGAACAACCUCGCGAACGAAAGGUGGAGGUCCAAAAAGCCCCGUGUAAAAAGGAAAAGGAUGAUACUUCUAGAACAGAAGCAGAUCCUUGCAGUAAAUCACAUUCCUUGAAGCAAGAACAAACUUGUUAUGAACUGCAUGAUGCAAGUCCAUGUAGGUUAGAGAAGAAAAGAGACAUCAAGAAGAAAGACGGUUAUGAACUGCAUGAUACAAGUCCAUGUAGGUUAGAAAAGAAAAAAGAUAUUAAGACGAAAGAAGAACCUGAGAAGAAAAAAGAAAUAAAAAAGAAAGAAGAAAUAAAAAAGCCUGAUUGUUCGGAGAUUAAAAAAGUUGAUCCAUGUGAGAAGAAACCGUGUCCAACUGUUAAAAAGCCACAACCAGAAAAUUUGACUGUCAAGGUUCGAAAAUCUGGAAUAAUAGACGAAAGAAGAGAUAGUUCAAGUUCAUCGAUGACAUCUGCAGUAAAAAUAGCGGAAAACGGAAAAUUGAUCGAGUCCAAUCAGAUCCAACCCGACAGAGAUUUUCUAUCGAUCAUCAAUUCGUAUCAACAGUUUACGGGAAUUAAAGAUUCCAAUUCGAAAAUCAAUCGCAAGGAUUGCUCCAAUUCUUCUUUUUUGCAUUUUGUCACUGAUCUUCGCUAUUGUAGCGAUUGUGAGUUUAAAGAAUCAGAUGAAUCAAAGGAAUCAACGUUGACGUACGAUGCCAACGACGAUUAUUUCCCUCAAGGUGAAGAAUAUGAAGAAGAGAUUGGUAUAGAUGACUAUCAAAUAGGUAAAAAAAAGCCUAGUAAAGAACCGCCGAUUAUCGACGAUGAAUACGACAAUUUCGAGCCGACGAUGCUGUUGUUUGAAAAUAACAAAUACGUCAAUGGAGAUCCAUUAACGAGGUUUAUCACACGCGUACAUUUUUCAAGUAUUGAAGAACUGACAGCGCCUGAUCGAAUAAUGCUGAUGUCAGAGAAAGUUUCCAACAAGGACGCUGUUGAAAAAUUGCAAACUCUGAUCGAGAAAGUAACGGAGUUCAAGCGUCGAAUUUUCCGAUCUAAACAUGAAGCACAGAAAAUCGAGGCUGCGACGGAUGGGAAAAAGGAAAAAAAGCUGGAGGGAGGUGGGCCAAGAGCGCUGGUCGGGAUUACCGCGAGAUUAUUGAGGAAGUGCAGCAAAAUCCUCCACGAAUUAAUACGUAAAAACCAGCAGGCAGUUAGUGGCAGAGUAUUGCGGCUAGGUGAACCAGACUGUGGCGAAGAUUCGCCUGGUCAAUCAAAAAAGAAUCCGUGCGAUCCACCGAAGGGCCCCUGUCAGCCCGCCGAACCACCGGGUUAUCCCUCCAAGCCAAAACCCAAAAAAAAGCCAUUCUGCGUUACCCAAUGCCCACCCAAGAAACCAUGCAAGAAAGAGAAAUGCUGAAUCGAGUCAGUAAGAGACAGAAGGCUAUCCAGAAGCUAAAGUUCGUACAAACGGAAGUUUUCCUAAAAAGUCUACCGAGGCCUAUCUUUGGAACAGAAGA
Molecule: messenger RNA, 3687 nt
Organism: Cyphomyrmex costatus
Lineage: Eukaryota; Metazoa; Arthropoda; Insecta; Hymenoptera; Formicidae
Biological process (GO): peptidyl-histidine dephosphorylation
Cellular component (GO): cytosol
Molecular function (GO): protein histidine phosphatase activity
Source: RefSeq, a predicted model, not a curated record